UCGGUAUCAAUCGCAGUGUAGUUUUUGCAGUUUUUGCUGCCAGGUACCCUCGGGGCGGGUGAGAUUGUGCUUAUCACUGUUUCCUUAUCAUUAUCAUUUCUAGAUCGGAAGGCACGAGGUGUUCUAGAGUUCCUUCUUUCGGUUACGGCAGAGAAGUGUGUGCAAUGCAACGGGCGUAAUCGUUAACGAUAAUCGGUUCGGAAAGCUUCGACGACGGGUCCGUUUUUUUCUUUUUUACGAAAGUAUGAGCCAAGGUCAUCCGUCGAAGGGUGUACGCGUUAAUUUACUUUUUUUCGCUAAAUCGCGGGAGCUUGCUGGCGUUUCGAGCUGCAGCGACUUUCCCCUUGCUGCCGAUACGCUCAGUGGGCACCAAGUGCUCGGUUCGAUCUGUGACCGUUGGCCGGAACUGCUGGUCAUCCGGGACUGUGUGAUUCUGGCCCACAACGAACAGUACUGUGAAGAUUUAUCGGCCCGGAUAACCCUGAGGGACGGGGACGAAAUCGCUGUUAUUCCUCCGAUAGCUGGUGGAUAG
Molecule: messenger RNA, 532 nt
Organism: Uranotaenia lowii
Lineage: Eukaryota; Metazoa; Arthropoda; Insecta; Diptera; Culicidae
Gene: Mocs2A
Product: molybdopterin synthase sulfur carrier subunit
Exons: 1
Coding region: 245-532 (95 amino acids)
Biological process (GO): Mo-molybdopterin cofactor biosynthetic process
Cellular component (GO): cytosol
Source: RefSeq, a predicted model, not a curated record